Molecule: messenger RNA, 5570 nt
Organism: Aedes aegypti (yellow fever mosquito)
Lineage: Eukaryota; Metazoa; Arthropoda; Insecta; Diptera; Culicidae
Exons: 9
Coding region: 1650-4433 (927 amino acids)
Biological process (GO): proteolysis
Molecular function (GO): serine-type endopeptidase activity
Source: RefSeq, a predicted model, not a curated record
GCUUCUGGUUUUGUAUUCCACGAGUGCUGAGGGGCCUGAUUACUUGCGUUGUUUUAUGUUUUAUCGUUCAGUUUGUAUCGAGUUCCCCUACGGUGAUGUGCUAGGAAGACCGAGACAUACAGCGUUUAGCAAGCGUUUUUGCCUACGAUCGCGGAACCACUGGAGUUGUUCGACAACAUCAUUCCAAUCCGCAAUCUCUCGCACUCUCGCAGUUUCCACCUUCAGGUUAGAAAAGUGCGCCUGUCUGAUUCCCUCGCUUUAAAUAACCACCACAGAGCACUUCGGAGGCAGCAGGAAGUAGGAAAGGUGCGCAACGUCGACACAACAAGACCAAACAAUCUCUGAUCAACAACAUUAUCCACCUUCCGGGAGUUUCAAGGGACGUCUUGUUCGUGUCUAACUUUUCCUCAUCCACCGAAAGUGCACCAGCUCUUGGCAUGCCCUUUUGCCAGUUGCUGUGGUAGAGAAAAACUUCUUGUUCAACAUUGACCAAGAAAGCGAGCUGAAUCAGCAUCGAACGAAAGAGAGAGAUAGUGUGCGGGGUGGAAGAACUCCAUUUGAAGAUCGGAUACAAACGGCCCAACCUGACGACCAAACUCGGUAAGGCGUGAGCGGACAGCGGACAGUUCCUCAACCGUGCAGCAUUCAGAAACGUUUGUCACGCCGUUCGGCUGCCAACCGAAGCCUCGAACUACUCCUACGAACGACCAAGGUUGGAAAGAAAAAUUGUAUCGACUGCAAAAAACCGUAGGCAAAACAGACAACACAGUAAACAUAUAAUCAGAAAAGCGCCGGGAAAAAAUUAUAGCAAGUGAUGGUAAUCAUAGCAUAAAAAGUCCAGCCAACGAACGACGACCGAAGUGCGCGAACGGCCUCAGAAGAAAAACGAGUGAAAUUAUAAAUAAAAAUAUGAAAAAGAAAGUGAAUUGAAUUUUAAUUCCCCCGCCCGAGAAGAGAAGCCACGCGAAAGGGUGGACCGAAGAAAACCAAGCGCAACUGGUGUGAAUUAAGAAGAAGAAGAAACCCCAGCCAACAUCAAAGCUUAAAAAGAUAAAGAAGAAGAAGAAAAUCCAAGAGUGCAAGGGAAAUAAAGUUAAAAUAAUUUAAUAAAGUGUGGAAAUACAUAUCAACUGCGAAAACAUGCUUUUCCCAAGCCCCUAGCGUAUGAUAAUGAUAAAGAGUGAGACCAGUGCUAGUGAGAGAGCGAACCAAGGUAACGAUUAAUCCCUGGGUGCAAAAGAAGAGGAAAAAAGCUGCGAAAAAGAGCCGUGGGUGAAUGAUCCAAAGUGUUCGUAGUUUGCACGCUUUCAUGUGUCACUUUUACUCUCAAGGCAGGCGGCACGUAUCUAGUUAAGUCUGGUUGUGUUCGGACAGAUUCCUUCCUCGGUUAUCCUCUAAAAUUUAUUGAUUUAUCGUUCCCCGUCCGAAGAGUUUUCCAAGGAGAUUUAAAAAUCUUAAAGUUUUUUGUUUCACUUCCUUCUCUGUCUCUUUCCCCUUCAGCUCUUGAUGGUUAUUGAUGAAGUGGCUGGGAAGCAAUUGUGAAACGUCGGUUCCUAUCUUCAGCAAAUCCAUCUGCGUCAUCCACCCGCAUCUUCGCGCUUUUGGGGACCAGCAGUCCACAAUUUUUCAACCAUCCCUUAUGAAGUAAGAUGUUAGGUCCCACCAAAUGGAGACUCCUAACGAUAGUCGCCGGAAUAUUACUCGCCCAUGCCAUUGAAUCGCCCAACAGCAAGAGCAACAAACUCAAGGGCCAGGUUCGCACCUUCACAAAUCCUGAUCUUGGUCUUCGGAUAGAACAGAUCGAACCUUGGGGUAGCCGAACGAUCACCUCGCGAAAUCUACUCGUUCCCCAUGAAACAUUCUCCAACAUCGACAAUGUUCGGUACAUCGACAGUCGGACGGCAAACCGCCGUUUGCUGAGAAAUACUUUUGGAGCAUUUAGAUUUGCUGAACCACUACAACCUCAGCCAUACCCAGUGCCUUUGCAGCAGCCUCUAGUUUCCCAACAGCGAAGAGCCAAAACUCUCCAAAACCGUCGUUCCGACGAUGGAUCACAACAGCCAGGUGUGCGAUUAGCGCAUCCCGAUCCAUCUCAACCCCUACCGAAUGCAGAACCUCUCCCCGAGGCACUUGCUCUUUAUCAGGAUGAAGAUCCCUACAUCCUCGGUCUUCAGAAUGUCACAAAAUCUCGAUCCAUGCGUUAUAAGCUCAUUCCAAUCGGGUACUUCUACCAGGAACCAAACUCACCUCCCGUUCUGACCCCAAUUCAAAAUACGCAACCUCCUAAGGUAACCCAAAACGAUGAACCCCAUCACGUGGUUUUCCCCACCAACAACCCCCAACAUGAACCUGCAACCAUCAGUCCUCAAUCCAACAGCUCCCAAUCCGAGCUUAACACCAUGGGAGCUCGAAGAUCCGGAAUUCAAUUCCCCCCGGGUCCGUACAAAGUCGCGAACUCCUUCACACCGCAAGGCUACAGCGAAGACAACUUUGCAUUCGCCGAAAGCCUAGGCGUGUACCAUCGUCCGGUGCACACCGCCGAGGAUUACGAAGACGCUGAAACGUUCGACACCCGGCAGCAGCGUUCCCCAACGGCGGCUCCCACCCAAGAAACCGACUCCAGCGAAAUUUCCCGUAACAUGUACGCCACCCGUUACUUCCGUGAGUUUCCGCGUCCCUCACCGACCCCGUUGGACCUUAGACCCGCAGAAUCCCUAGUCCGACCUAGCCGGCUAAUCGAGUUCCCCGGUGUGGUGAACGUCAAGCAGCCUUUCCGCGAUGACGUAACCAAGUUUGGGGAUGUGAAUGGGCCCAUAACUGCGGUUCAGCGGCCGUACAUUGACUACGGAGAUGGCAAACGCUACCGGGCAUACGAUCCGAACUAUUUCGUCAGCAGUCCCUACCAGCAGAAUCAACCCUACUUCCCAUCGAAGCUGUACACCGAGCCGAGCCAGAAGAUCUACCAGCCACCGUGGAAAUCUUCGCGCUCGCCGAGGGUUGUGUUCCCGCAGGGCGAUCUUACCGGUCCGUCCGGAUUCGGUAUAGAUAAUGUUGUUUUCAGGGAUCAAAACUUCGGCUUGAACGAGUUGGCAGCGAUCCAGGAUGUGCGGAACGAGUUCAACCAGGAUGACAUCAACGACGACCCAUCGACGACCGGCAAAGAUCGAGUUGAUCUCGCAAUCUAUAGACCAUAUGUAAUCUCACCACCUACCAUCCAAAAUCCCUACCCCGUAUCAAAAGCGCACACAGUAAGCAAACUGCCAAACUACCGCGUCGUCUAUCCUCCUAAACGAGCAUCUAGAUCUAAAGCUAGCUCCUAUGCAACUACUAGUACUACUACUACUACAGCUACUCAUAACGCAGUUGGUGGUGAUGGUGGUAGCGGAGGAGGCAUCGUCGGAGGAGGAGCAGCAGGAGGAGGUGGACUUCGGGGCGGAGUCCGAUCGGAGAUGCAGUGUCAACACGAGGGCGGAACCUGCGAGUUCUUCCUGCUCUGCUGGAUGUCCGGCGGGCUGCUGCAGGGUUCGUGCGGCGGGCUGCUCAAAGGUUGCUGCCACCGGACGGCCAAAUCGGCCAACAUCGGCAUCGACACCGGCAACACGAUCGACCUGACAAAUCUUCCAAAUUACGAUUACGGUCCGGUACAGAACGAACCUAGCUGCGGUAUCUCGUUAGCGAAACAGACGGCUCAGCGAAGGAUUGUGGGCGGCGAUGACGCCGGCUUUGGUUCGUUCCCCUGGCAAGCCUAUAUUCGAAUAGGCUCAUCGAGAUGCGGGGGUUCGCUGAUAUCGCGGCGCCACGUGGUCACCGCUGGACACUGCGUUGCCCGGGCGACUCCGCGUCAAGUGCACGUAACCCUCGGGGACUACGUGAUCAACUCGGCCGUCGAACCGCUGCCGGCCUAUACGUUUGGGGUGCGCUCGAUCAACGUCCAUCCGUACUUCAAGUUCACCCCGCAGGCGGAUCGCUUCGACGUGGCAGUCCUCACGCUGGAACGUACCGUGCACUUUAUGCCACACAUCGCACCCAUCUGUCUACCGGAGAAGAACGAAGAUUUUCUAGGGAAGUUCGGCUGGGCGGCCGGCUGGGGAGCGCUCAAUCCCGGCUCGAGGCUGAGACCGAAGACGCUGCAAGCGGUUGACGUUCCUGUGCUGGAUAACAGAGUUUGCGAGAGGUGGCAUCGCUCGAACGGAAUCAACGUGGUAAUUUAUCCGGAGAUGCUAUGCGCUGGCUAUCGAGGCGGCGGCAAGGACUCCUGCCAGGGUGACUCCGGAGGGCCACUGAUGCACGAGAAAAGCGGACGAUGGUAUCUGAUAGGUAUCGUGUCAGCGGGAUACUCCUGUGCCACUCGGGGUCAACCCGGUAUCUAUCAUCGCGUCGCCAAUACCGUGGACUGGAUUUCACACAUCGUGCAGGUGUCACAGCAACAAUAGCUAAGAAGGAACGAAUCGACGAGGCGUUCUGAUUGAAAAGAGGAGACGAAGCGUGGAAGAACCAGAGGAGAAAGCACCAACAGUCACAUUUUCACGGAGCAUCGAGAGGAAUGUGCACCCGAAUCACCCCUCCGAAGAAGCACCACCCCCCAAACGUAUUUCAUUCGGACGAGAACCAGUCUCGUUCGACGCAUAAACUGUUGAUCCUUGCUCUUCACUUUCCGGUGUUAGUUCUAUUUAUCAAGCAUUGAAGCGAGUUUUAUGAUUUGAGAGAAACUUGAACAAAAAUUAUUUAUGUAUUUAUUGAAUUUUACAAUGUAAAAAAGUGAAGCCUUAAGUGCACUCGAAGACAAGCUAGACGUAUUUAUGCUGAAAAACCUUCUCCAGCCUUCGGUUCUAUCCUGCUAUUGCGCGAGAUCUACCGCUUCUGUAAAGUAAAUGUGUUCUUUAUAAAUGAGAAAAAUAAACCUGAUUGUGAUAUAUGUACUGAUGAUGAGAGGAUCCUGGGUGAAAGCUAGCCAAUAAACGUUAAAAAAAAAACAAAUAGUAAAAGUGAACAAAGCACCCACCAAGCGAGGAAUCUGAAUAUGAGUAAAAAAAAACAAAUGAGACAACACUAAUAACAUGUUUCUGUGAAACUGUUCAAUUAGUCUGAGCCCUGUACGUAGUAAUGCAAACAAGAGACAACCACACAAAACGUCGUAAAACUAAUUCUAUCACUUACUAUACAGUUUUCUGAGAGCGCCAGCCGUGCAGGCCUUGCUUCGAAGCGCAAAAGAUGAGGAGCGCACGUGCCAAUCUGUACCGCUUAAGACGAUCAGUCGAAUUCUUUAUGUAAAUAAGCAAGCUAUCUGUAACCUCUAUCCGCCCUAAAUUUUCCGACCUCCCUCACGGUAGGCUUCUAUCAAGCCACACACCCCCACACGCCUACGUAGGUAUCAGUUUAGUCGAUUUUUAACAAGAGGAAAAAUGAUUAGUAGAUAGCUCGCGAUCGCCACGCGACUGAAACUAACGAAAAAAUAAUGCAGCAGGAAAAAAAAAACAACUCGAUCAACUAUCAGACUAGAAUAGAGUGGAGGAACGCCCCCCAAAAUUGUUACCAACAUGAAUAUAUGUAUUUUGUAAUAAAGAUGAAAA